Molecule: messenger RNA, 6368 nt
Organism: Diabrotica virgifera virgifera (western corn rootworm)
Lineage: Eukaryota; Metazoa; Arthropoda; Insecta; Coleoptera; Chrysomelidae
Exons: 7
Coding region: 84-2954 (956 amino acids)
Biological process (GO): regulation of transcription by RNA polymerase II
Cellular component (GO): transcription regulator complex
Molecular function (GO): RNA polymerase II cis-regulatory region sequence-specific DNA binding; transcription factor binding; DNA-binding transcription factor activity, RNA polymerase II-specific
Source: RefSeq, a predicted model, not a curated record
UUAAGAAACUGGUAUUUGAGUUUCAUUUUAUAUUCUGUAUGUUGUGUAGUUAUUUGUGUUGUCGUUUUUAAAAAAUUAUAAAAAUGAAUUACAUUGAUGACGAUCAUUACAUGGAUGACGAUUCCUCAUCAUUGAUACGAACAGUACCUACAAGUUCAACGUCUGCCCUCACCAUGUCAACAAACACCAGUAGUAGAGUAGUUAGGACAGUACCAAGGUGUGUUCCAUUGUCUAGUCAGCAGUCGUCAUCAGGAUUUGUUCCCCUCACCACAAAGUCAAUGGCGACGUCGAGAUACACAAACGUUUCUCUUCAAAUUGUCAAACAGCCAGAGCAGCAACACAGAGCCAGAUAUCAGACUGAGGGUAGUCGAGGGGCCGUGAAAGACAGAGACGGAAACGGAUUCCCUGUGGUACAACUCAUCAAUUAUUUUAAACCAGCAACAUUACAAGUAUUCAUUGGUACUGACACAGGAAGAAUAUCCCCGCACAUGUUCUACCAGGCGUGCAAAGUCAGCGGCAAGAACUCCACGCCCUGCACGGAGCGAAAAAUCGACGGAACGUGCGUCAUAGAGCUGCAGCUAGAUCCCGCGAAAGACAUGAGCGCCACCUGUGACUGCGUAGGAAUACUCAAAGAAAGAAACGUCGAUGUUGAGCACAGGUUUCCGGAUCAGUUGGGCACUCGAAGAAAGAAAAAAGCGACGAAAUGUAGAAUGAUAUUUAGGACUACUAUUACGUUAGAAGACGGAACGAUAGAGAUCCUACAAGUGUGUUCACAGCCAAUAGUUUGCACCCAACCUCCUGGCAUUCCCGAGAUUAGCAAAACGUCUCACGUCUCAUGUCCGGCCAGCGGAGGUCUAGAGUUGAUCAUUCUCGGUAAAAACUUCCUCAAAGACACCAGAGUUGUGUUCCAACAAUAUGAAGAAAACCGCUUAAGGUGGGAGAAAACCGUAACACCAGAUAGAGAGUUUCUUCAACAGAUACAUUUCGUAUGUGUAGUACCGCCCUAUCGAAGAACCGACAUUACCGUACCAGUGGGGGUGCGGUUACGUGUUAUAUCUAGUGGUAAAACAUCUGAAACUCAUCAGUUUGUAUAUACACCCGUUAAUGUUCAGGCGCCGCCUCCCCGUCCACCCCACCAGCCGCCUACAUUCUUCAAGCGUACCUUCUGGCAAUCAAACAUGUCCAUCAGUAAAGGAGAGCAAGAUCUGGAUAUGAUGCCGCCUCCUGAGUCGAGUAUGGUGCCGAUUUCCACAAGGAGACCUUCCAUUAACCUCCCAUCUACCAGCGACAGUCAUUCUCCACCUUUACACUCUUUGAAACCAGAAUACAUAGACGAAUCAAGCCAGGGUUCUAUUAUAGAGCAAGAGAGGUACAGACAUAUGUCUGAGAGUUCUUUAGACGCUCAUCACGGUGACUCUAACAUGUCGAUGAUCAAUGAGAACUCCAUGAUGAGUCACAUUAAUGAAAACUCGAACAUAAGUGUUGGUAAUGAAGACAGCAUCGAUUUAAUAAGAGGAGACUGCAUGAGUAGAAUGACGAACGUUUGCGAAAGUUCUUUAGACUGUGGAGAUUCAAAUAUGUCUAUCAUAAAUGAAGGUAGUACGUGUAGUAACGUUCUGCCAUCCACUCCCCUUUUAGCUGACCAGAACAGCACGAGUAUGGAAAAAGUGAUGGAUUUGCGUAUGAAGAUGCCGACGGUUACAGUAGCUGAUUUGGUAAAUACGACAUCACCUUCUAUAGCGGCUUUACAGACGUUCGGUAUUAUGGAGCAUCCCUUAGCUCCGUUGCCGAACCAAAGUGCUCAGAGUGUGGAAAACUAUUUAAACAGAAUUGAAGCUAAACCGUCGUUGAUACCUUUAACGAACCCAACCGGUUUGUUAAUGAAAAACGACAUCAGCCAGAUCAUUAGCACUGAGGGUGGCAUGUUCCCUAACCCAAAAUCUCCUACCAUGGAAACUUGCGGUAUACUGAAUCUAAGGGAGCCGAUGUUUCCAAGUUCUGCAAGACCUUUUAUGUCUAGUAGAACACAGAGCGACGUGAUGAACAUUGUUGCUAAAUCAGAAAGCUCAGAUGUACCUGAACAACAGACCUCACCGGAACAAACAAACGCUAUGGCUUCGUCUGCCAUAACGACAGUAGUUACUGCCUUGGAUCGUAGUGUCCCUACACCGAUAAACACAGAACGACUCGAUGCUUUGGUGAAUUCGACCGUGGAGUCACAUUUGAGCCCCACCAGAGCAGAUUCCUCGCCGAAACACAUACUCAUAAAUAACUUGACCUCCUUAGUAACAGCAGCUCCUCCAAAGUUGAUGAUUCCCACGCACGAUGUAAUGCUCAAUUCCCAAGCUAGUCUCAUGGUGCCUCCUAUGAUAAACACCACCAUGACGACCCCCUCCCUGGGACCAGCUGAACUGUCGAAUCGAUCGCCCAAUCUCACCUCAGAAGUCAUUUUGAAUUCCCAAAUUUCCCCGAGCUUGAUGUGCCGCAGCUCAAGUGCUAUACCUCCAGAAACACUUAUGGCCCCCUCUCCCAACAUGAGCUUAUGCCAAACUACCACUGCCGUUGAACAAGCGCUGCUCAGCAGCACUUCUCCGCAGCAAUCGCUUCUCAGCACUCCUCAGCCCGUAGAGAUUGCCGCAGCUUUGACCACUGGGCCUGAGAACGCCGUGCUACUGAACGCGGCAGUCGAUCUCCUCCAAACGCAGAAGAAACUCAGCGACUUGGGGACCAACUUACCUGCUAGUACAAGUCAAUUAACGUCGCAAGCCGAGACGUUCACGCAGUCCUUUGGAUCCGUGAGUAUUCCUGUCAAGGAAAUGGUACCGACGACACAAGCCGACAUGACUCAGAACGUUGACAGAAUGAUACCACAAAGUUUUACCUCCUUGACUGAGAACGAACUGAUCAACCCAAGUUGUUUCGAUCAAGGUAAUAAUAAUAAUACUUUCCGUUAAAGUAGAUUAUUUUUGUUUGGAGUGUAAUUGUUCUUUAAAGCAUGGACUUUAUGUAGUGAUAGGUCUUUUGAUAUUUAUGUCUUUCUCUGUAGCUUAGUAUAGAGAUUUGAAAGAUGUGCUCAGUUGCUAAUAUAGUCUACAGUUAAAUAAAAUAUAGUACACUAAGUAUAUACUACGGAAUCAUUUUUCUCCGUAUAGUUUAACAUACCACAAAACAGUAUUCUUUUUAAUUUUCCCGAGUUUUAACAAAGUUAUUUUCCUAUAUUAGUAUGAAAUGUUAACAUUAUUGGUGACACAAUGCAUUAGAUGCAUUAGAACUUGUUUUUUAUCACUUCAAAACUGUUUAGUCUUGAAACAAGUUCAAAUGUUAAGAAAGAAGCUAGCAGACAAAAAAACAUCAAAUCAUUUUACCCAGUCAAUUCGUAAAUAAAUCAAUUUUAUAGUAAUCAAAAUCAUUUUAUCGUUUUACUCAUAAUUUUUACUUCAGAUCAAAUAUUAACUUAUCGAGAAAAAAUAAUUUUACUCAUACUUAUAAAACCAAUUUUAUAGUUUUCACAAUGAUCUUAGCGUUUUGCUCAUAAUUUUUACUUCAAAUAAAAUCUUAACACUUAUCAAGAACAAUUCAUUUUUACUUAUUUAACUUAUAAAUAAAUCAAUUUUAUAUUUAUGAAAAUGAGUUUAGCUUUUUUACUCAGAACUUUUGAUUAUCAAGAAAAAAUCAUUUUACUCAUUAAACUCAUCAAUAAAUCAAGUUUAUAGCUUUCAAAAUGAUUUUAGCAUUUUACUCAGAGUUUGUACUGCAAAUAAAAUAAUCUUUUAAUUAUCAUUUUGAUAACCAAACUUCAUUUCUCUGAAAGGUUCAUAUUCUUUAUAGCUUUAUCCAGAUCUAUUUUAGUAUUAUAGAUUCUUGUUUUAAUAUAGCUCUUCACGUUUAACAUUUGAGUACACAUCAAUUUGUUUGACAAAUCAUUAUGUGUGACAUUUGGAAUGACACUGUAAUGAAUCAAUCUUAAUGUUCGAAAUUAUGUCAGCUUUUUAAAUACUCAGUUUCUAUUGCAGAUGAAAUAGCUGUUAUCAUUGUUAGCAAUCAUUCAUUUGUUUGAGAGAUUUACCACCAGUCAUAGCACUACUAUAGCUUUUAGCUUUUACAUAAUUUCACUCAUCGAUUUUUUAGAGAAAUUAUUAAUUUUAAAAACUUAAGUUAUGUGCCUAAAGACAAGAGACCUAGUGUCACAAGAUAUCCUCAUCCAAGUGUACUGCAUUAUUUAACUGUAGCAUAUUUUAUAUAAUAGACUGAAAACUUCUUUGUUUAUAGUACGAUAACUAUAUAUUAUAGAUUUGAAUAUUAGUACAUAUACUCAACAUUGUCUAUAUAUUUUUAAUUUGAGUUUUAUUAUAAGCUAUUAUAUAGGGGUGUCUUACCAUGACUGGCUUAAAUCUUUGGCAUCUAACUAUAAAUGCUAAAAAAUUACGCAUUAUAUUUUAUUUUUUGACAAUAAAACACGUACACUUACUGUUACUGUACAACUUACUGUUUGGAGAAGUAUUUAAUAUUUGUUUAAAUAUUUUGUUUUACUAUUUAACAUAGAUGUUAUUCUAUAUUUAAUAUUCUAUAUUUUUUACUUAUGAUCCGGCUAGAAGGACCAUGAAUAAUCUUUGAACUUGUUAAAACUAACUGGUUAAUUACGUAAAUUGCGAGCAGUGGAAUAAAUAUAUUGAAUAGGGAACUUGCACAUUUUUUAUUAUAUAGGUAAUAAUAUUCAGUUUUGUUUCAAAAUGAGAUUUCCAAAAUUUCACACCUCAUAAAUUCAUAACAACUUAGAAGUACAAAUUUAAAAUCUUCUGGGUAUUUAAACCAUUUCAAACGACCCAAAAAGCGCGCGAACACUUUUGACGUCACAUCAUUAUAUUUUAUAAUGUCAUUUAUCGUAUGUCAUUGUAAUAAUAUUUAUGUCUUAACAAAAACACUCAAACAUUAAUCAGAAAUAGCAACUAUCAAAAUAUUUAUAAAAGUGAAUGUCAUAACGAAAGCCAAACCUAAUGAAUUAAUGACGAGGACAUCAAAUACUAUAAUGAUAUGACGUCACGAGCAGUGAGAGCGCGUUUUGGGCUGCCUGCUAUAAUUUUAAUUUUCUCUCGAUUUUAAUCGUCUUUACAACCAAACGAAAGACAAUUUUUUUUCUUUGAUAUAUGUUUUAAAUAAUUAUGUUCUGUUGUGAUUUAUAGCAUUUUUUCGAAUUUAAAAUUUUAUGCAAGUUCCCUAUUGUAAAUACAAAGUUUGAAAGAAUAAAUAUGAAAGAAACACUUUGGCGGGUCAUAAAUUAUCUUCUGCUUAAAUAUUUUAUAUUUUUGCUUCAAAUAAUUUGGCUUGUCAUGCUAAGACAUCCUUUUUGUACAUAGUGCCUCAGUAGUAGUGUUAGGAAAUGUUAUUUUAUAUAUUCAUAUACAUAUUGAAUGGUUUUUGUUUUGUAUCACUAAUUUGCUUCUCAAUAUUGAGCUUAGAAGGAUUUGAGUGGCUUUAAAGGUUGUUUGUCACUAGAUCUAACCAUAAUAUAGACCGUGAGUUAAUAAUCCCUAGUAUACAGUAUACAAAGUGAAAUGAAGACAAAAUAUAAGGCUGCGCUGAUACUGUAUAUCAGAUCAGCUAAUUCAGAGCUGAUUGUCUGUGUAACUUGAUGUUUUCUUACUAUUUUCUGCUUUUCUUCCUAUUUGUCCGUCUUCUAGAUUUCCAUGUCAGGAUUUUUUUAAAUAACCUCUUUAUUUUGCGUAUUAUUUCAUUAAUUACACCAUAUCUGUUUCUCUUCCUCUUUCUCCGUCUUCUAUAUUUCCAUGUCAGGAUUUUAAAAUAACCUCUUUAUUUUACGUACACCUCCUACCUCCUUAAUUACACACCCUCACCUUUUUCUUGGUGAAAAUGGCUCAUGUAAAAAAUUUUGCACGCGAAGAUGUCCAGAUCCUUUCUUUGUCAAUAUUGGUCCUUUAAACUCCAAUGAGCGAUUCUAUUUUGGUGUUGUAUUUUGAUCGAUUUUAAAAUAUAUACAAUAUUUUUGAACAAAAACAAUCUUCAUCGUUUAUAAAAUCGUUUUUUUUUUCGAUAUUUUAUACAACAUUGAAGCAUCUGUAUGUUCAAAUUAUUUAAUUGUUCUAAGUUCACCCACCCAAUUCCUUCUAAAUGAUUACUAAAGCUGUCUGAUAACUAAUACUGUAGUAAUAAUGAUAGAACUUGUAUACCUAUGUCGGCAAUUUUUAAUAAAGUUUCUUGAAAAGAUAAAACAGAAAUAUAUUUAAUACCCAUAAAUAUAUUUUAGUGUAUCCAAGAAGCCGUAAGUAUUAAUUUUAUAGUAAAAAUUCUAAAUAAACUGCUAUUUAGUACACCUCAAAUAAACUUUUGAAAGAACCACAAGUAGUCCAGGG